Molecule: messenger RNA, 3969 nt
Organism: Alligator sinensis (Chinese alligator)
Lineage: Eukaryota; Metazoa; Chordata; Crocodylia; Alligatoridae
Gene: WSCD1
Product: WSC domain containing 1
Exons: 10
Coding region: 655-2403 (582 amino acids)
Molecular function (GO): sulfotransferase activity
Source: RefSeq, a predicted model, not a curated record
GCAGAGCUUAGAUACAGGCAAAGCACUGAGGGGGUACUCCGGAGGAUUACAGCUCUGUGUACUGAAAUCUGGGAGACAGAAGAAGGAUUAGUGAGGAAUGGCAAGGAGAGCAGGAUUUAUCAGCUUUUCAAAUAUGCAUUACAGCUUUUUAUAAUAUUUCACUGGAUUGUCUAGGACUUUGCCUCACUAGAAGAGGAGUUCCUUGACCAAAACAGAAAGAUGCCGGGGCAUUAACAUGCAACACAGACUGAAACGGCCGUGCGAUUUAUUAAAAUGAUCAAUGCCAUCUCAAGUAUGCGGGGCUCAGCUACGUUGUUCGCGAAGACUGCAGGUUGCUGCCAGGAAGCCCUUCCCCGAGCUGCUUAGAGAGAUUAUACUUAAAAAGUUUCCUCUCUUCCUGGAGUCCGAUGUUACGAGGUGCGAAAGACUACCAUAAUGGAGCUCUUCCAAAGUUCACCUGAACUCCAUCAGCUGCCCAGAAACCCUCCAGUUCUCCGGAUAUAAGCAUCAUGCAAGUCUUGCUGCUGACAAUGGCAAAAGAUUAUUUUUACACCUUAAAGUGAUGGGAUGAACUUAUGGGAGGGACUAACCCAAAUUCCAAUGGUGAUUCAAGGGCCGUUCUGAAGGCGUGAAGUGCCUAGCUUCAGCAAGGGCAUGGCCAAAGCUUUUUUCAGACUACAGAAGUUUCUUCGGCGGACCCAGUUUUUGCUCUUCUUCCUCACAGCCGCGUAUCUAAUGGCUGGCAGCCUUCUCCUGUUACAGCGGUCCCGCUUGGUUAUUCAGCAGGGAGCACGGGGGACCUCAAAUAGCCAGGCCAUCCCACUUUCAGACGUUAUGAUAGGAGUUGGAAUCCUAGACACCACCAGAGCGCUGCAAAACCCUCACUUGAGUCCUAAGUUCCUGGUAGGCGUGAAUGUGCUCCACGACUCUUCUUCAGACCAGAGGUACGGGCCACGGUGGCUAAUGUCUCGAAACUCAGAACUGAGGCAGUUGAGACGACGCUGGUUUCACAGGUUCAUGAACGAGCAAGAACCCAUGCAAGCAACGGGAUCUAAGGUGAUGAAACACAUAGCUGAAAACAAAGGCACUUACAUUGGAUGCUUCAGUGAUGAUUCCAGGGAGAGGACAAUGAAGGGAGCUGUGUUUUAUGAUUUAAGAAAAAUGACAGUAUCUCACUGUCAGGAAGCGUGUGCUGAGAGGGCCUACACCUAUGCUGGCUUAGAAUAUGGUGCUGAAUGUUACUGUGGGAACAAGCUCCCAGCGAACAUGGCCAAGCCAGAGGAGUGCAAUAAUGAAUGCAAAGGAGAGAAAGGCUCCAUCUGUGGAGGAGUGAACAGGCUUUCUGUCUACAGAGUGGAGGAACUAAGAGCAGGAGCAAAACAAAGGAGGAAUGUUAUCUAUCGCGGAUGUUUUAAAGCUCCAGAAAAUUUAACAGACACCUUUCCAGCCUCUUUGAUACAGUCCAAUUUGACGGUGGAGAUGUGCUCUGAAUUUUGCUCCAAGAAAGAAUUUCCCCUGGCAGUCGUCAGCGGGCCAGAAUGCUACUGCGGAUACCCCACCACACACUUCACACUUCACGACAGCAUGGACAGGCUGUUCUGUAGUAGGCUGCAGAAUAUCAGCAGCACAGUCAAAGUGCCAAGAGAGGAAAAUUAUUGUCAUGUCUACCAGACUCCAGUGCAAGACACCCGAUGCACAGACAGGAAGUUCCUGACAACCAAAUCCAAAGUGUUUGUUGCUCUGUCAAGUUUUCCUGGGGCUGGGAAUACGUGGGCUCGUCAUCUAAUAGAACAUGCCACGGGAUUCUACACUGGAAGCUAUUACUUUGAUGGGACCCUGUAUAACAAAGGCUUCAAAGGAGAAAAAGAUCACUGGAGAAGCAGGAGGACUAUCUGUGUGAAGACGCACGAAAGUGGCAAGCGAGAGAUUGAAAUGUUCGACUCUGCCAUUUUGUUGAUAAGGAACCCAUACAAAUCUCUCAUGGCAGAAUUCAAUCGGAAGUACGCCGGCCACUUGGGAUACGCCACAGACCAGAACUGGAAGAGCAAAGAAUGGCCAGACUUUGUAAACAGCUACGCAUCAUGGUGGGCCUCUCACGUCUUAGACUGGUUAAAAUAUGGAAAACAUCUUCUUGUCAUUCACUACGAAGACUUAAAACAGAACCUCAUCCCCAAGCUGAAAGAAAUGGUGGAAUUUCUAAAUGCGACCGUGACAGAGGACCGGCUGCUGUGUGUUGAAAACAACAGAGAUGGGAAUUUUAAGCGGUCAGGUGCUAGGCAGAAGGAUUUUGAGCCAUUCACCCAGGAAAUGAAAAACCUUAUCGACAGGUACAUCCUGACAGUGGAUGAAGCCUUGAAAGGAAGAAACUUCACAGGGCUGCCGAGAGAGUAUGUUCCAAGAUGAUAUCCCAACAGCACUUAGCCGUGCUUAAAAUUAAAAAAAAAAAAAAAAAAAAAAAAAAAGACCAGAGCUUUAUAGCAGCAAAAGCAAAGAUGCUCAUGGAGUCUGCUGAGGAAUGCAAAUUCUCUCCACUCUUGGAUGUUCUUCAGGGGCACUAAGUGCUUCAAAAGGCAAGCAAUGAAGGAUGGAAAUUGGGUUAUAAACCAAGGCAAAAAGCUAUUAGUGUCCGCCUGCGUGUCCUUCCCAAUAUAAAUGGCUAAGAAUUUAACAGUUGUGCGCUGCUAAUUCUGGAAAAGGGUUCCUCCUUCUUAUCCUUUCUGCCUACUAGCAAUACCUGCCCAGAGUAGCUUGAGAUUUUGCAGUAUUUCAAUUUGGUAAUUCACAUCUAUGUAAGAAAAAAAAAAUCCACAAAGUCUGCUAAAUAUUUUUAUCCGAUCAUUUAUGAAAAUUAGUUGCUUUCUUCUUAGAAAAGGUCUUCCCUCUCCCCUUCUCCUAAAUCCUUUUAGUCACCGUCCACUCCACCCUACAACCUCAAAAUAGACUUGUGUUUGUAUGAUUUGUGUUGGGGAGCAGCAGGAAAAGAAAUACAUGUGCAGCAAACUCUUCUCUGGACAGACAAAGCUUUUGUAAGGCUUACUUUAAAAAUCCAUGCUUGGGCUGACCCGCUGACUUGUCAGAAGUUGCAGUGUUGCAUGGUGGGCCUGCUUCAAGACUCACUUUGGGCUUUGAUCACAAUAUAGGACCAACAAACAUGCUGGAGGAGAUAUUACUGCAAUCUAGCGGGGUGUGGGCAGGCCUUGUUUCUCUGGUUCACACGCUGAAGCCAGUUCUUCAGCCUUUAGUGUGUUGCCAAGUUUGAGCAAGACAGGUAAGAAGUCCUACCAGGAGGAAAUGGGGAUUUGCUGUAACAGGAUGAAAAAAGCUCCAUGAUAUCACCCUUUCAAUACAGCCCCCAAUAUAAAGACAGACCUCAGGUUUGGCGAGGGCCUUAUACAUACCCUUAACAAGGUUGGGGAAGUGUGAACUUCUGUUACCGGUGAGUCUUAUAUCCAAGUCCAAAGUUUACUGCCUCCACCAGGUCUCCUCUCCGUGGGAGAAUCAGGAUGGGUCUGGUGAGCCAGUUGGUCUCAAAAGUGAGCCAGGACUCGUACAGUUCUGAAGAGUCAGGAACCUGCUUCGUUACAGGAAGGAGAUUCGGAGAGGAGCCAAAAUUAAGAGAUUAAAAACCAGCCAAGUGUGAGAACUGGGGAAUGGAUCACAGAUGGCCUUGAGGAGAACAGAGUCCUUUGAACAAGUGCAGCUGACAGGGACGGGGUGUGAAGAGGACUGCUUGGCAUGCUGACAUGCAGUAUGCACACUGGUCUCUUAGGCAAAACAUUUUUAAGGUAAAAGUCUCAUCUACAUGUCUAAGCUCUAUAAAACAGAAAGAUUAAGCUAUUCAUUACUUUCCUCAGGAGUCAUCUCUAGCAUUCUAGUGCUGUCAUUUAGCAUUAAAGGUGAAGUAACUUUCCUUCUGGGAUAGUGGAUAGUGUAGUUCCAGUGUGUAACAAUGGUGGAUGUACACUGAAA